Molecule: messenger RNA, 1860 nt
Organism: Camarhynchus parvulus
Lineage: Eukaryota; Metazoa; Chordata; Aves; Passeriformes; Thraupidae
Gene: DDX4
Product: DEAD-box helicase 4
Exons: 16
Coding region: 1-1860 (619 amino acids)
Biological process (GO): cell differentiation; gamete generation
Cellular component (GO): P granule; nucleus
Molecular function (GO): RNA binding; ATP binding; RNA helicase activity
Source: RefSeq, a predicted model, not a curated record
AUGGAGGAAGACUGGAAUGCGGAGAUAGGGGAUGAGGCGUUACUCACAUCCCUUGAGAAGGUUAGCUUGCUUGAGAGACCAAAUGACACCUCGCCUGUCUUUAAUUCAAGUGUGGACUCAUUUGGUACUGAUGAAUUUGUGAACUCACAGCAUCAGCCAGUGAGUAGUUUUGAUAAAGGAAGAAAUUUUGCAGCCAAAGGUUUUCAAGAAGGAAAUGAAGAAGAUGCCAUUCCACAAAACACAGGGUUUAAAGGAUUUGGACAAGGUUUUCAAGAACGCAAUGCUGUAGAUGGUGCUAGUACACAAAACAGAGGGUUUGAAGGAUUUCAUGGUGGCUUUGGACAAGGUGACAGUGGUAGAGGUAGGCAAAGGGACAUACCUCAGUCUGGAACUCGUGAUUCUAGAGAAAGAGGAAUACACACAGAUGAUGCGGGUCCAAAGGUGACUUAUGUGCCCCCUUCUCCACCUGAUGAUGAACAAGGCAUCUUUGCACAUUACCAGACAGGAAUGAAUUUUGACAAGUAUGAUGAAAACGUUGUUGAAGUGUCAGGACUGGACCCUCCAGCAGCAUUAAUGAGUUUUGCAGACACUAACAUGUGUCAUACUUUAACUGUGAACAUUGCUAAAGCUGGGUACUCUAAACCUACUCCAGUGCAGAAGUACAGCAUUCCUAUUAUACUGGCGGGACGGGAUUUAAUGGCAUGUGCCCAGACAGGAUCAGGAAAAACUGCAGCAUUUCUUGUACCAGUUGUGGCCCAAAUGAUGAGGGAUGGUGUAACUGCCAGUAGCUUUAAAGAGCAGCAAGAACCGGAAUGUAUUAUUACUGCUCCAACUAGAGAACUGAUAGUUCAGAUCUUCCGAGAAGCAAGAAAAUUCGUGUAUGGAACUUGUAUAAGGCCUGUUGUGGUCUAUGGAGGUACACAAACAGACUAUUCGAUUCGUCAGGUAAAGCAAGGCUGUAAUAUACUGUGUGCCACUCCAGGAAGGCUUCUAGACAUCAUUGGAAGAGGAAAGAUUGGUUUGCAUAAUGUGAAAUAUUUGGUGCUAGAUGAAGCAGACCGCAUGCUUGAUAUGGGUUUUGGUGCAGAUAUGAAGAAGUUGGUAUCUUUCCCAGACAUGCCGCAAAAAGAGAAACGCCAAACACUAAUGUUUAGUGCCACUUUCCCUGAAGAAGUUCAGAGGCUAGCUUGUGAAUUUUUGAAAACUGAUUUUUUAUUUGUUGUUGUUGGACGUGCGGGUGGAGCGUGCAGUGAUGUUCAGCAAAAUAUUCUUCAAGUUUCUCGGUAUUUCAAGAGGGAUAAACUGAUAGAAAUUCUACACAGCAUAGGUAAUGAACGAGCUCUGGUCUUUGUGGACACAAAGAAAAAAGCAGACUUCAUUGCAUGCUUUCUUUGUCAAGAAAAUAUACCAGCCACUAGUAUCCAUGGAGAUAGAGAACAGAGAGAAAGAGAAAUAGCACUUUGGGAUUUUCGUUCUGGAAAAUGUCCAGUUCUUGUGGCAACCUCAGUGGCAGCAAGAGGUCUGGACAUUGAAAAUGUUCAGCAUGUCAUUAAUUUUGAUCUUCCUUCCACCAUUGAAGAGUAUGUACACCGAAUUGGGCGAACUGGUCGUUGUGGAAAUACAGGGAAAGCGGUUAGCUUCUUUGAUAACAAUUCAGAUGGUCAUCUUGCACAACCUCUAAUUAAAGUGCUUUCAGAUGCUCAGCAGGAAGUUCCUGUUUGGUUGACAGAAGUUGCUUUUGAGACUGAAGGAGGGCGACUCCCAGUUAAUACCCAAAAGAAUUACAGAGGCAGAGGCAACAUGAAUGCAAGAGAAGUAAAGAUGGACUGUUCUGCAAGAGAAGUUGAGUCAUGGGAUUAA